Molecule: messenger RNA, 1275 nt
Organism: Caenorhabditis remanei
Lineage: Eukaryota; Metazoa; Nematoda; Chromadorea; Rhabditida; Rhabditidae
Exons: 5
Coding region: 1-1275 (424 amino acids)
Biological process (GO): mRNA export from nucleus; mRNA splicing, via spliceosome
Molecular function (GO): RNA helicase activity; ATP binding; RNA binding
Source: RefSeq, a predicted model, not a curated record
AUGGAAGAGGAACAACUUCUUGAUUACGAAGAGGAGCAGGAGGAGAUUCAGGAGAAGCAAGAGGUUGGCGGAGGCGAUGCCAAGAAAACCAAGGGAACAUAUGCCUCAAUCCAUUCGUCUGGAUUCCGUGACUUCCUUCUGAAGCCGGAAAUUCUCCGUGCUAUCGGAGAUUGCGGUUUUGAGCAUCCAUCGGAAGUGCAACAUGAGUGCAUUCCUCAAGCCAUUCUCGGCAUGGACGUCGUUUGUCAAGCGAAGUCCGGAAUGGGUAAGACCGCAGUCUUCGUUAUCACCACUCUUCAGCAGCUCGAGCCAGUUGACGGCGAGGUGUCGGUUGUUUGCAUGUGCCACACUCGCGAAUUGGCCUUCCAAAUCUCCAAGGAAUACGAGCGGUUCAGCAAGUAUCUCCCAGGAGUGAAGGUUGCCGUCUUCUUCGGAGGAAUGGCUAUCAAGAAAGACGAGGAGCGUCUUGCUAACGACUGUCCACAUAUCGUCGUUGGAACUCCAGGAAGAAUGUUGGCUUUGGCUCGCUCCGGAAAGCUGAAGCUUGACAAAGUCAAGUAUUUCGUUCUUGACGAAUGCGACAAGAUGAUCGGAGAUGCUGAUAUGCGCCGUGACGUUCAAGAAAUCGUCAAGAUGACUCCACAACAAAAGCAAGUGAUGAUGUUCUCCGCCACACUGCCGAAGGAGCUUCGCGCUGUUUGCAAGCGAUUCAUGCAAGACCCAAUGGAAGUCUAUGUCGACGAUGAAGCUAAGCUCACUCUCCACGGACUUCAACAACACUACGUCAAGCUGAAGGAAGCAGAGAAGAAUCGAAAGCUGCUGAAUCUUCUCGAUGCUCUCGAGUUCAAUCAAGUCGUCAUCUUCGUCAAGGCCGUGAAGCGUUGUGAGGCCCUUCAUCAACUUCUCACAGAACAGAACUUCCCAUCGAUUGCUAUUCAUCGUCAAAUGGCUCAAGAAGAGCGUCUGUCUCGAUACCAAUCAUUCAAGGACUUCCAAAAGAGAAUCCUUGUUGCGACUGACUUAUUCGGACGUGGAAUGGAUAUUGAGCGUGUGAACAUCGUCUUCAACUACGAUAUGCCAGAGGAUUCUGACUCAUACCUUCACAGAGUCGCUCGUGCUGGACGUUUCGGAACCAAGGGUUUGGCCAUCACAUUCGUCUCGGACGAGAACGACGCCAAGACUCUUAACAGCGUUCAAGAUCGCUUCGACAUCAGCAUCACAGAGCUCCCAGAGAAAAUCGAUGUAUCUACUUACAUCGAGGGAAGAACCAACUGA